Molecule: messenger RNA, 2670 nt
Organism: Carassius carassius (crucian carp)
Lineage: Eukaryota; Metazoa; Chordata; Actinopteri; Cypriniformes; Cyprinidae
Gene: orai2
Product: ORAI calcium release-activated calcium modulator 2
Exons: 4
Coding region: 143-979 (278 amino acids)
Biological process (GO): store-operated calcium entry
Cellular component (GO): membrane
Molecular function (GO): store-operated calcium channel activity
Source: RefSeq, a predicted model, not a curated record
UCCGACUCAAAAGAAUGAUUCGCUGAGGAUUUGGACAUCGCCAGAGCGGAAAAGAUUAGAGCUGUCAUCGUCCAUUUCUCUUUCACAUCCACUUUUUGUCGGUUGUGAACACAGAAAGUGACUGGCAGCAAAGAGAUGUGUGAUGAAAACCAGUCUUAAAUCAGGACAAGGCCAAUCAGUAGCUAUGAGCAGUGAGCUCAAUGUGCCGAUGGGCUCCCCCACGCCCGGGGGCUCAGACCGGCUGCAGGAUGGCGGCGGGAUGGACUACAGGGACUGGGUUCGCCGCAGCUAUCUGGAGCUGGUCACCUCUAACCAUCACUCGGUCCAGGCUCUCUCAUGGAGGAAGCUCUACCUCAGCAGGGCCAAGCUCAAAGCCUCCAGCCGGACCUCAGCCCUGCUGUCUGGCUUUGCCAUGGUGGCCAUGGUGGAGGUGCAGCUGGAGAUGCAGUACAGCUACCCACGAGUCCUGCUCAUUGCCUUUAGUGUAUGCACUACUGUGCUGGUGGCUGUCCACCUGUUCGCCCUCCUCAUCAGCACCUGCAUCCUGCCCAAUGUGGAAGCUGUCAGCAACAUCCACAAUCUCAACUCCGUGUCCGAGUCUCCCCACGAGAGGAUGCACGUUUAUAUUGAGCUGGCCUGGGGCUUUUCCACCGCUCUGGGGAUCCUUUUGUUCCUGGCAGAGGUGGUGCUGCUCUGCUGGAUAAAGUUCUUGCCGGUUGACUCUGGGGCGCAAUCCACAUCAGCCUUCAAGCAGAACUGCAGCUCGUCUACGGUUCAGCCCGGCCACAGCGGCUGGCAGGCAGCCUUGGCCUCCACCAUCAUCAUGGUGCCGGUCGGAUUGAUCUUUGUGGUGUUCACCAUUCACUUCUACCGCUCGCUAGUGCGGCACAAAACAGAGCGGCACCAUCAGGAGAUCGAGGAGCUGCACAAAAUCAAGGUGCAGCUGGACGGCCAUGAGCGAGGCCUGCAGGCCGUGUGAGAUCCAGGGAAGCUAUUCAUUGCCUCUUUAAGCUUUCAAGCACAUUAAAACUCCUUCUUGAGUCUUUUGGGCUUAUAUUCUGUUUUAUUCUGAGAGGAAAUGCCUUGUAACCAGGUGGAAGGAUUACUAGUGUAAAAAUUGAGGAGGCUUUACAGGAGUAAAGGCGCACGUUUACAAAAUUUCAACCGCAAGGGCUAUUUAUUUUGUAUUUCUUUAGGCUGUAGGUCAUUUAGGCGUGUUUUAAGUGCAAUUUUCUCUUUUCAUGUUUCUAAAUACUCAAAAAUGGGUGUCAUGGAGUGGCUUGUUUUAAUAUCAUAUGCCCGUUUCUUUUCCUUUUGCGGUGCCAUCCCAGAUCGAUAAGUGUGCCACAGAUAAUGAGACCAAAUGAGUUGGUCUUGAAUCCAACAUGAAUCAGAGCUGCCAGAGUAUCUUUAACUGCAAUUUCCAGCUCUUAUAAUAUAAAUGUCUGUUUAAGCUUCAAUUUAAAGUGAUUGUUCACCCGAAAGUUGAAUAUUACCUCAUCAUUUACUCACCCUCAUGGCGUUCCAGACCUGCAAGAAUUUGCUACAAGAUGACUUAAUGUUAAUUUCCCUUUUUAAAAAAAUGUGAUUCACCCCAUUUAGUUUGUCUGUGUUUAAAAGUGAAUCUAUGAUACUGUAAUCUCUCAGCCUGCAGAAUUGUCAUCCCAAAAAAGGAUUAUUUUAAAGCAGUUCCAGUCGUAUCGCUCAUACUUGGCCUAUAUGUAGUGCAGUAUUUUUAGCUUGGGUGUGAAAUCUAGACGCUUUAGCCAGACUCACUGCGCGCUUGUAUUUCACUGAAGGUUUUGCAUGUGUAAUUUAAUGCACUGUCACUUGUCAAGCACAAAUGUGGAGUAUUUGUCCAUUUUUCAGACAAGGCCUAUUGAAUGUUAUACCUAUGGGCUACUAGAAGUUUACAUUGUCCUGUCAAUAAAGUCAAUUGUGAUUUGCUCCAACAAAUUACUUUUAAUGGGCACAGUAAGUAAUAAAAAUACUUGAGAAAGACGAAAUGCUUUGCUGAGCUGAAAUAGUUUAAUGAGAACCGAGUUCAUGCCGUCAUGCUCAUAAUAUCGUCUGGUAUUUAUGUAACAAGUCAAUUUGAGGAAAACAUUCCAAGGGGAAAAGAAGUCAGACCAAUUUCUGCCUGCCUUAAAAAAAACUAAACUGACAAAAGUGCACUUGUAGAACAGGUCAUGGAAAUGAUGUGUCCGGUUUGUUUUUAGAGUGUGCAGACAGAUUUCAUCUGCUGUUGGUCUUUCAGAAUGCAGAGUUAUAGUUUGUUGCUCCAUUUCAUGCCUUAAGCAUUAAUUUAAUUCAAUAGUUAGUUCAUGAGUCAGCUCUGUAAGAAGGCAUAGUGAAGCAUCACUCUGUUUACAGUUGCAUUUGCAGUGUGAACGCACGAACACAAACACACUUGACCAAAAUUGUGUACUCUGCUUACUUUUUCCAAUUAUGUGUGGGAAAAGACUUUUAGUAUAUUUUUUGAUACUUCUGUUGCAUUGUGCCACACUGUCAAUAGAUAAACGCAUAUCUAGUGUGAAACGUUUGAGUCCAGAACAUGUAGCCGACUAUUAUCAAAACAUUUUGUUGAGCAUGUCCUUUCACGCUCUGUACUUGUUUGUUAAUUUAUGUCAAAUAAACACAACCUAUUUUGUUUAAUUCAAAACUUUACCA